CAUACUGACUUUGAUGUGCGUUGAAAUUAAAUAGAACGCGAUAACGUAUUUAUACCUUAAAUCAUAAACGUUUGUCAAUAAAAUGUUUUCUUGAAAGUAUUGUUUAAGGGGCUAACAUCGGAACAGGAGUGAUCAAGAAUGGCGAAUGACUCGAGCACUGAUGUUAAUCGUUGGGGCUUUGAUGAGGCACUUGAAUGGUUGGACAAUAAUAAUGUUUCUUGUGGAGGAUUACAAUCCUUGGAACAACUUCGUGAUCUUGUUCGUGCAUAAAUGGACAAGAAAAGAAAAUACGGCUCAGAAGUAUACAACAAGUUGCAUGUUAAAAUUGAAAAAAUAUUGGCAAAUAACACACAGAUAAAGGAAGAAAUUGUGCGCAUGUACGAUGCACUUAUUGCCUUUUAUAGUAGUAAAUUACCAGACGAUAUUAAAAGUAUCAUCCAAAAACUGUAUGGCAAGGACAUUGAUCAGAAGAUUGUAAAGCACAAAGAGGAUUUUGCAAACAAAAAAUGUUCAAUUGUUGUUACAGGAGAAACCAGUGCAGGGAAAAGCAGCUUCCUUAACCUACUGCUCGGAGAAACGGUCCUACAUAGCUCCCUGUUAUGUUCGACAAGAAGGCUGUGUCACAUACACUCAAUACCCGCUGGUAGUCAGUGUUACUUUCAAGUCACGAUGGAGGAUGGUUCAAGCAAAUUGUAUAACACAUAUAAUGGAAAUAAGGAGAAAUUUAUUACAGAUUUAGAAGAAUGUGUGACCAGUGAUGACACUUCAUUACAAAUAGUAGACAUAUACUGGCAUGUUCCAUUAUUGGGCGACAACACGCACGUGACCUUAGUUGAUUCACCUGGAAUUGGCGACAAUCAAGAGUUAUCCGAAGACCUAUUGAAUUUCUUACCGAAUGCAAGUGGGCUUAUUUUUGUAAUAAACAGUUCAAACUGCGGUGGAGUCCAAGGUGACAAGUUAGGCAAGAUUUUCAGCAGACUGAAUAGUGAAAUCAAAGACAAGAACCUUUUCAGCUUUGACCCAACCUGCACAAUGUUUAUCCUAAACAAAUGGGAUAUACUUGAACAAAAUAAAAACUAUGAACCAGAUUUAGAAGACAUUGUAUGGCGAAACACAUUGGAUAAAUUGACAGAAAAUCUGACUGGAUUCUCCUGGGAGACGUGCAUGUAUAAAAUUAGCAUAAAAGAUGCAAUCACAUACAAGAACUGUGGAAUGGUUACCGACACAUAUCGGUGUAUGUUAACUGGAUUAAAGCAACUUGUGGCUUCUAGUAUGUCGGUAAACUGCAGAAGGCAUUGUAGGUGGCUAACAGAGCUCAUUGGAUCGAUGAAGAAGUAUCUAACAAUCAGACUUGAAGACGCGAAAAUAAAUUAUGAAGAAAACGACAACAAGUACAAAGAUGCGUUCUUACGUUUAUCAAACCUUUGUAAAGAUGUGAAUUCUAUUCAUACAGAUAUGGAACUGAAAUGCUCCAAGAAAUGCAAUGAAAUGGUGGCUAAAAUACAUGACCAUAUACACUCUCGUGAUGUGCAGGCUCAGCUGAAACAGAGAAUUGACAUUGCUAUAUAAUCAGAUGAAGAACAAAUAAAAUUGUCAGUACGAAAACAAAUAUAUAAAUUGAUGGUAGAAGAAGUUAACGAUUUUGAAAAACGGGAACAGAUUAUAGCAAAAUUUAGAGAUCAGCUUAGACUGAAAAUCAACCAAAAAUAUCACAUUCUAAUAGAGAAGUUAGUGGAUGUUGAAAAGUCGAUCGAAAACAAGAAAUCUGAAGUCGCAUCUGAAGAAAAACGCGAGAUGUCUAUUGGAGGAAAGGUGCUGGUGGGAGUUGGUUUGACCAUUGGAAUCCCAGUAGCUGCAGCGCUUGGAAUAGCCCUUAUACCAAUUACUCUUCCGGCUUCCAUCGCAUGGCUUUGGAAUAAAUCGAAAGCAGUUACACGCCUCUUAGCAAACGAGGAAGAAUUAAAAGACGAAUGUUUGAAUAUAGUGUUGCAAACGAUUGACAAAGAUGUGUUAAAUAAAUAUGUGAAAACAAUGUAUCUUCCACAGCUUCAACAACAAAUAGAUCAUAUUUCGAAUGAAAUUCCGAGAAAAAUAAAAAGUUUGAAACAACUGGUAAAAGAAAUGGAGACAACGCGACUGAGUUCAAAGGAGAUUAAAGAAAUGUAUGAACCAGCCCUGGAAAAUGUUCGAAGUAUGGUCUUUACAUUACAGAACUACAAUCUAACCCAUAUUUCAGAAUGCAAUAUUGAUGUUGGGAGAUUCAGAAUAACACACGAAAUAUGUAAGAGUGACUCUCUCACCGUUUAUGCGGCUAAACUAUGCUCAGACGAAGAAGAAAGUACAGUCGUUAUCAAACUUUUGCCAGAUGCCCCGAUACAAGUAUAUUUAAAGACAGUUGAAGAAUUAAGUGUUUUCAGAAAGACCAACCAUGAAAAUGUCGUUGCUUUCAUCGGAUUCUGUUACACGGAUUGCAGGCCUGCAAUCGCGUCAGAGGACUGUACUUCAACGACAGUUCAACUAACAUGUCCGCGACUGAUGACAGUUUUUGAAAUGUGUGAUACAACGUUAGAAGACUACGUGCUGAACCAUAACGAACUCAAAUGCGGAAAUACACAGAAUAGAACAUAUGAGAAAAGCGCACUUAAAUUAUUUUACACAACUGGUCUGGCCAUCUGUACAGGAAUGCUACACAUGUACGAACAAGGACUUUUGCACAUCUAUAUAAAUCUGAACAACAUUAUGAUUAAGAAUGAGAACGUUAAAAUCAACCCACCUAUGAUCGGUUCGUUUUCACUAACUCAACGGGAAUGGCCAAGGGCUCCUGAGUUGGCAACUGGACAGUACACUCAAGAGACGGAUGUGUUCUGUCUUGGAAAAUUACUAUGGGAGCUGUGGUAUGGAAGAAAGGCAAGUGAGCCCACUUGCAGCUCAACAGAACGACAAGAGACACUUCCAAACUGUAAUUUGAAGAACGCUAUGCCCGAAAAACUCGCGCAAAUCGUCCGUAAAUGCUGGGAGGAGAAUCCAAAAGAACGACCUUCCCUAGGAGAUGUCACUGCAGUUCUCAACUGCUUACGUGGAUACUGUUGAAAAUGAUCGCUUAUUCGAAUUGUUGUAUCAAUUCUGUCAGCAUCAACAGUAUUUACGAUAUUGUGAACUUAAACAUACAUCUGCAUUGUACGUCUGGGAGCCGAUGUUAUCAUUUUUCAUAAUUGUUGUUAUCUUUUAAUAAUGGAAUGUUUAUUGACAAUGUUAAGUCACGUUAAGAGUAUUGGAAUGUGUAUUAUUAUUAGCUGUUAUGUUUAUUCAACUAUCAUAUGCAUGUUUGCUCAAAGUAUCUUAAUGUUUGCGCACUAUUUCCAUAAUGAUAGGUAGUGUUGACUUGAUAUUAUAUACGUUUUUGCACCACUGAAAAGAUUAUAGUUUAGUUUCCAUAAAUGCUAACAGCCUAAUAGCUGAUUUCAACUCUGUUGCAUACAUUCUUUUUUUCUUUCUCCAUUUUUUUGUGUUUACCCACCACUACCAUAUAGUAUGAUAGACAGUGCAUUAAAUUCUUAAAACUGUAUACUCACUUUCUUUUAACAUGACCUGUUUACAAUUACAUGGUUUAGAAUGACGAGGUAUUAUGUACAAGUCGGUAUAAAAUUUAUGUUCUGUUUUAUUAGCCAAUAACCUGUUCCCUACACACAUUUACAUUUGAACAACAUUAUUAAUUAUUUAGUAAUCCUCUAAUUUGAAAUGAUAAAGCCAUAUG
Dreissena polymorpha is the source of this 3754-nucleotide messenger RNA. RefSeq lists its product as uncharacterized. Gene Ontology annotation, biological process: protein phosphorylation. Lineage: Eukaryota; Metazoa; Mollusca; Bivalvia; Myida; Dreissenidae. The coding region runs from base 1621 to 3090 and encodes 489 amino acids. Gene Ontology annotation, molecular function: protein kinase activity; ATP binding. The record is from RefSeq and is a predicted model, not a curated record. The transcript has 14 exons.